GCUUGUUGGAGAGGGUACAAGCAGCGCAGAGCUUACCUGGAGAGGCUGCGCUACCUGCGAGCCAACGCAGAUGCUGCGAUAAAGAUCCAGGCAGGCGCAAGGAUGUGGCAGGCUCGGAGAAGGUACCAGGAGAGGCUGCGCUACUUCAGGCAGAACAUUAAAGCUGUAAUUAAAAUCCAGGCUUUUGUGCGAGCUAACAAGGCCCGCGGGGAUUACAGGAUGCUGGUUCACGCCAGGAGCCCGCCGCUGAGCGUUGUCCGGCGCUUCAUCCACUUGCUGGAGCAGAGCCAGCACGACUUCUGGGAGGAGUCGGAGGUGCUGCGUCUGCGGGAGGAGGUGGUGAAGAGGAUCCGCGCCAACCGGCAGCUGGAGAGUGACCUGGACCUCAUGGACAUCAAGAUCGGGCUGCUGGUCAAGAACAGGAUCACGCUGCAGGAGGUCGUCUCCCACUGCAAGAAGCUGACCAAGAAGAACAAGGAGCAGCUCUCAGAGAUGAUGUCUGUAGACAAGCAGAAGGGGCUCAAGUCGCUCAGCAAGGAGAAGCGGCAGAAGCUGGAGGCCUACCAGCAUCUCUUCUACCUGCUGCAGACACAGCCUGUGUACUUGGCCAGGCUGAUCUUCCAGAUGCCCCAGAACAAGUCUACUAAGUUCAUGGAGUCGGUGAUCUUUACGCUUUACAACUAUGCAUCCAACCCACGGGAGGCUUACCUGCUGCUCCAGCUCUUCAAAGCGGCGCUGCAGGAGGAGAUCAGGUCCAAGGUGGACCAUGUCCAUGACAUCCUGACGGGGAACGCCACGGUGAUCCGGCUGGUGGUCAGCUUCUACCGCAACGCACGUGGGCAGAACGCCCUGCGGCAGAUCCUGGGUGGCCCGGUACAGGAGGUUCUGCAGGACAAGACCCUCAGCAUCCGCACCAACCCUGUGGAUAUCUACAAGGCGUGGAUCAACCAGACCGAGUCGCAGAGUGGGCAGAAAAGCAAACUCCCGUACGAGGUCAGUCCUGAGCAGGCUCUCAGCCACCCCGAGGUCCAGAGGCGGCUGGAUAUUUCUAUCCGCAACCUCCUCACGAUGACGGACAAGUUCGUCUCUGCCAUCACCUCUUCUGUAGACAAGAUCCCCUAUGGGAUGCGCUACGUUGCCAAAAUCCUGAGGAUGUCCUUGGCUGAGAAAUUCCCCAAGGCCUCAGCAGAGGAGAUCGACAAGAUUGUGGGGCACCUGCUCUACUACCGCUUCAUGAACCCGGCAGUGGUGGCCCCCGACGGCUUCGACAUCGUGGACAUCUCGGCCGGGGUGACCCUGCAUCCUGACCACCGCCGCAGCCUGGGCUCCGUCGCCAAAGUGCUGCAGCAUGCGGCUGCCCACAAGGCCUUUGACGGGGAGAACGCACAUCUCUGCGGGGUGAACCAGUACCUGGAGGACACCCACAACAAGUUCAGGAGGUUCAUCUCUGCUGCCUGCUGUGUCCCUGAGCCAGAAGAGAGGUUUAACAUGGACGAGUACUCGGAGAUGGUGGCGGUGGCCAAACCAGUCAUCUACAUCACAGUGGGGGAGCUCAUCAACACGCACAAGCUCCUGCUCGAGCACCAGGACUCCAUCGCGCCGCAUCACGGAGAUCCCCUGCACGAGCUUCUGGAAGAUCUUGACGAGCUUCCUACGGUCCAAUCCCUCGUUGGGGAGAACGUUGCCGGCCCGGCAGACGGCAGUGCCGAGCAGGUGCUCUCCCAGCUCAGCAAAAUGGAGAUCUCCCUCACCCUCACCGGCAAGCUGGUGCCGGUGGCCAGCAGCGAGGAGAGCGACACGAGGAGCUUGUUGCUGAGCACCAAGCAGAUGCUGGUGGACGUGAUCCAGUCCCAGCCAGGAGAUUCCCUCCCGGAGAUCCUGUGGACACCGGCCUCUGAGCACGAGGAAGCCUCCCACGACCACCUCAUGCGCCGGCGAGCGCUGCAGGACGCCCAGACCCCUGCCAAGCUGAAACGCAACCGCUCCCUGGCUGCGAACAGCCAGCUGUCCAUGGAGGAGAAGAAGCGCAAGAUCAUCCGCAACCUGCGGCGCUUGGAGAGCCUGGGGCUCGUGGACUCUGCCCGUCAGUACCAGGAGCUCAUCGACGAGCUGGCCAAGGACAUCUGCAACCAGAGGCGUUACCGACAGCACCGCAAAGGGGAGCUCCUGAAGCUGAGACAGACCCUGCAGGGCCUCAACGCCAAGACCUUGUUUUACGAGGAGCAAAUUGAUUAUUACAACCAGUACAUCAAGACCUGCCUCGACAACCUGGCAGCCAGCAACAAGGUGAGCGGGAAGAACAAGAAGCUGCAGUCGCUGCGCUACACGGCGGCGCGGCUGUUGGAGAAGGGGGUGCUGCUGGAGAUCGAGGACUUGCCGCCCAGCCAGUUCAGGAACGUGAUUUUUGACAUCAUCCCCUGCGAGGAAUCGGGCAGGUUCCAAGUCAAAGCCAAAUUCAUGGGGAUCGACAUGGAGCGGUUCCAGCUGCACUACCAG
Messenger RNA from Balearica regulorum gibbericeps (East African grey crowned-crane), 2496 nucleotides. The record is from RefSeq and is a predicted model, not a curated record. NCBI's taxonomy places the organism in Eukaryota, Metazoa, Chordata, Aves, Gruiformes, Gruidae.